AUGUCGUUGAAAGAAACCCAAUCCAACGGCUACAAAACAGUACUGAGGGUCUUUCUCCCUCCCAUUUCUGGUAAAAAUGGUCUCUUUCUCUCUUCUUUUCUUCUUAAUAAGUCUACAAAAACAGAAACAAAAAUAAAAAUUAAAGCUUUCUCUAAAAAAUCUCACCUUUAUCUUCUUCUUGCUCUCUUUGUGCCCUCUUUCAACAUUCUGAGUACAGAGAGAACUAAGUUUAGAUCCAUGGAACCUGCAAAUUCUUCACCAUUGCCACGAGGCACGCCGGAGCAAAGUGAAGAUCAGUCUCGAGAAAGGGUUUCUGCUUAUGAUCUUACGGUAGUGGACAGUGAUUUAGAGGGAUUAGACCAAAAAAAGAAGGACAUGCGUAAAAUGUUUAAUCAGAUUCAGGAUAAAACUUCACUAAUUCUUCAAUUCUCGCUUAAGUGGGAAGAAAUCGACGAGAAGUUUGGUUUUCUAAAGCAACGAGCCAUGGAAGUGUCUUUGAAGGAGGAAUCUGUAAGGAAUCAGAUUCUGGAGCUGGAGAAGAAGGAAGAGAGGCUGAGGCUUGUUGAAGAAAGAGAGAGGGAGAUUGAGGCUUCCAUCAGUGCCUUGCAGGAGAAAGAAAAUGAUUCUGAUCUGAUACUGUUUAUGGAAGCGAAUGUGAUGAGAUUGGUUCUUCAAAUGCAGUUUGAAGAAGUGGUGGUUUCUCAGCUUAACGCUCAAGAGAAAUUUCUUGGUUUGCUCCAUGAUUCGAUGAUGAAGAAGCAUGAAGAGCUAAUGACAGAGCUUGAAGCAAGGAAAAAUGAGGUUGCUUUGAUUUCUAAGACGAUCGAUGACAAGACUUGUGAUUUAGAGAUGAAAGUGAAAGACUUUGAUCUUAAGCAAAUAGCUGAGUCUGAGAGAAUGAGAAAGGAGACUGAGGUGAUGGAAACAUCUCUUAAGCAACUUGAAGCGAGGGAGAAUGAGCUUAGGUUGCUUAAUGAGACCAUCCAAGAGAAAUCAAUUGAGCUGGAGAAGAAAGAAGUGAACUUUCAACUGAAACAAGAAGCAGCAGCCAGAGAGACUGAAGCGAAGAACAAGUUUCUUGAGUUAAAGGAAAAGAAACUUGAACAAAGGGAGAAAGAUUUGGAGUUAAAACAGAGAGAAAUAGAAGAACGAGCAAUAGAAGCAGAGACUCGUAAGAGAACUAGGCUUGAAUAUGAGUCUCCAUUGUCGACAGAGAAGGGUAGAGAUGGUGAGACUCUGAUUCUCCCUGGAAAAAAGCAUAAACCCAUUACAGAUUCGGCUUUUGUAGUUCCAGCUUCUACAUCUUCUCAUGUACAAAUAAUUGAAGCACAUGAAGGAGAGACUGAAGAAGCUGUCUCCAUCAUUGGCAUUGAUGAGGAUCCUGAGCCAUUCACUUGUCCUGAUCUUGCAGCUGAAACUGAAAAUGAACAUAUAAGUGAAGUACAGAGAAGAGAGGCUCAUGAAGUUGUCUGCAUAGAUGAAGUUGUCUGCAUAGAUGAAGAUGAGCCAUUCACUUGUCCUGAUCCAGACUUUCACGAAUUUAACAACACAAUAAGCUCUUUCGCUGUUGGUCAAGUAUGGGCUCUAUAUGAUCCUAUAGAUGAUAUGCCUCGAUACUAUGCUCAGAUCAGGAAAGUAUUGAAACCUCAGAUGGGUUUACGGGUGACAUGGCUCGAAUCAGUACAGACAUCAGAAAAUGAGGAACCAAUUCCUGCUUGUGGGAGAUUCAAACAUGGAGAAUCAGAGUCAGAGACCAGAAGCCACUUGAUGUUUUCUCAUGAGAUGUACUGCAUCAAACGUGGCAAAAAUGUCACAAUAAACCCGAGAAAAGGCGAGACGUGGGCCCUUUUCAGAGAUUGGACCAAGACUUGGAAGCGUCACAGUGAGCAACACAAGUCUCCUUACAGAUACGACUUUGUGGAAAUCCUGACUGAAUUUGACAGUGAUCGAGGCAUUGGAGUGGGCUAUCUAGGGAGAGUGGAGGGAUUCACAUCAUUGUAUAAACAUGCUGAGCAAAAUGGUCUUGUCAAAAUUAUGGUAUCAUGUGAUGAAAUGCUUAAGUUUUCUCAUAGAGUUCCGUCUUUCAAAAUGACUGGAGAUGAUAAAGAAGGAGUCCCAGCUGGCUCUUUUGAGCUAGACCCUGCCGCUGUCCCUCGAGAGUAUCUUAAAGAUGCUAAGGUCAAAAAAGAAAAGAUUGAGCCCAUAGUCUUGGUUUGAGUUAAGUGUAAGUCUGAUGUGUUCACUGUUCUUUAUCUAUAAAAUGUAUUUAGAAGAUGCAUGGAACUGUAUCUGUAUUCCUUGGAACCUGGAUAUGUAUCUUAAUGAAUUUCUUUAUCAGGUA
Arabidopsis lyrata subsp. lyrata is the source of this 2341-nucleotide messenger RNA. Its product is annotated as filamin A-interacting protein 1-like. NCBI's taxonomy places the organism in Eukaryota, Viridiplantae, Streptophyta, Magnoliopsida, Brassicales, Brassicaceae. The coding region runs from base 1 to 2217 and encodes 738 amino acids. The transcript is spliced from 3 exons. The record is from RefSeq and is a predicted model, not a curated record.